This is a messenger RNA of Pocillopora meandrina, 13080 nucleotides long. The record is from the annotation of a GenBank genome assembly. NCBI's taxonomy places the organism in Eukaryota, Metazoa, Cnidaria, Anthozoa, Scleractinia, Pocilloporidae.
AUGAAGGGGAAAAGAGGAUCAAGAUUUUUCUUCCAUCUUGUAAUUCUGGUUCAAUAUGUUUUUUGCCAUCCACAUCUCGAGACAAAUUCGGGGCUACUUUGUUGUGAGAAAUUAACCAACACAAGUGAUUUUCGCUGCUGGAAUGAAACAUCAGAGAUGAAUAGCACAGCGAAUACGGCAGUAACUGGCCAUUGUGUACGAGGAAUGUCGAAGAAAACAUGUUUUAAAGCAACUUUGUUGGAGCCAUGCCGAGAAAAUCCAAUGGAGAGUAUCAUACCUCUGGGGAAGAGAGAAAUACAUAUAGGAGCAUUCGUUCCUUUCCUAAAGGAUGAUAGAAACGGUCACUAUAAUGCUAUGAAGAUGGCUAUCGACAUCAUUAAUAAUAGAUCUGAUAUAUUGCAAAAUUAUACACUGGUGUUGGACGUGGAGGAUACUGCUUGGGUGAGUGUAUUACAUCGUUUUUAUCAGAAUUCAUGCGAAGCUUUCAAUGUUUUUUUGUUUUUUUGCGAAAAUAGUGCACCGAAAAAUUUACAUUAGGCGAUAUAUUUAAGGACUCUUCCUGAUUUUCUUUAUUGUAACACUCAUGGAGAUAAGAAUGUGUUGAUGAGAUUUGAAGAAUUAUCAAUGAUGACUGAGAAUUCAUGUCGGAAUCUUCAAAAUAUCUUUUUAACAUGCACUCCGAAAUUACAGCCAACAUGAACUAAAAAGCACCCCGAAUAUCGAUUUAAACCUCUCAAAGAUUUUGGCACAAUGACCUUGUUAAUUAAAAUGUUUCUAAACCCGUAAAUAAUUCGUUACUUUUUUAAUUCAACCUAUGUGCUUCUCAGUUGUUAACCCCCUCUUUACCUGCAUCCGAAAAAAUAUAGAAAAGAAUUAAAUCCAUCCCUAUCAUUGAAUUUCUGAGAAAACCACGGACGUAGAAGGAACUAAAUUGGACAAAGUCUGGAAUAUUUCACAAAAUUUGUAUUAUAUUUACCCGUAUGAUCUAGUUUCAAUUUCUUUUGUUGAGUAAUUAAAUUUAUAUUGACAGUUCUGCUUGUUGAAAAAGGCGACUAUCAGAUGAUCAGUAUUCUGUCAGUCAUAUCUCUGCACCUCUGUACACAUACAGUCUCUCUAAUUGACCAGGUGUCGGAGGAGUUUGAGUUUGAAUGAUAAAUACAUUAAACGAAGGUUUUGAGCUAACUUUUUUUAAUUUCUCUUCCUUCUUGGCGGUUAGAGAGAUCUUUUUCGCUUUUUCAGUUUAGAUUCUCUAUUAAUCAAAGUUCCAAUUUUCAAAUGUUAGUUAAUUCCUCACAAAAAAGCUUUAUUUCCAAGAUUUAUUCCGCUCCGGUUUUCCCAAUCACCGAUAGCUAAAUGUAUAAUUGAAUGAAAACCUGGAAGCUGCGAAUGGCGUUCUCUGUAUCUCUCAGUGACUCCCUUCUCCCCUCCCCCAACCCAGUGAUACACAAGAUUGCAACCACCUUUACCAACAUAAAUUACACACUAAAGAUUACCCUUUUCGAUCCUUAAAGUCACUCAACCUAAAUAACUUUGUAGGCUAAGAUAUGGAAGCGAACUUAAAAUUUCUCAAUACUUUUUGAAAGCUAUCUCUAUUUUCCUUCUAUCUAGACUUCUUAUAGAGUUGUUAUUAAUUUUUUGGUCUUCUUCAGUGGAACAAUGGCUCUUUUUCCCUAAAUUAAAGAUUAACAAACUAAGGACAGGACAAUAAAAUUUUCAGAAGUGGAAACCGAGAAUGAGGCAAAUCUUACCCCUGUUUUAAUUCUGUGUCCUACAUGUCCUUCAAUCAUCUCAGUUUAGAUCCGAGGACUGUUUCGAAGGCGACUUCCUGAAAAUGUUUUUAAAUUGACCUUCCCCUUGCAGUUAAAGUUCCGGUACGUGAUGUACGAACAAAUUAAUUUAAACUAGAACGUGACUUUUGGAAUCGAUUUUAGUCCAAAAACAAAACAAUCAUAUGUCUCUGAGUUGUCUGCUUGCUUGAUGGUAAAAGCAUUGUAACGAAAUAACACUUCGUAAACUAAAGUUUUGUCUCUAAGGAAAAGUAAAAAGACUUGAGAAAAAUUCGACAACAUUUAGGGUUAUUACUCCAGACUCUCCAUCUAGAUCAUGUAAAGCGUGCGAGAAAAGGUUGAGUGGUCAUUUCCGUCCAGAGAGUUAAAUCUUGGCGUCUGAUAGCCUUCCAUUAAGGUAAAUGUAUUAAUUUGUUCCAGGAAAGUCAAAUAUAUUCUGAAUUUUUUUUAUCGGCUCUUUUGAUUUCUAAGAAUAUUAAUCUCUUUAUUAAAUUGAAAAAAAAUGGACAGAAGAAAGGUACAGCACCUGUUUAAACAAGUCUUCCUUCACAUGAAAAUACUUUAGAACCUUUCUUGCAUUAAUCUUCAACACAUUUUGGUAGAGGUAAAAACAAUGACUAUUUACUGCCAUUGCAUGGAAAGUAGCAAAGCAUCAAGGAUAAGACUUUCAAAAUAAGAUUUGUAACAACACACUAUGUGCACUAUGUCUCUUUUAGUCACUUAAAAUAAAAAUGGUGAAGGUGUCUGCAAAUUCCAUAUCUUAAAUCUGUCACGCCUAAUUAGCGUCUGAAAGCACAGAAGCAGCAUUCAAAAGCUUUGCUUGAAAAAUUAUGAAUGGAUUCCACGAAUAUUCAACGUGUCGUGGUUUGAGUUACGCACCUCAGGCAGGUGCCCGAUUAUAUUUAGAUAUGGCCAAGAGAUAUACGACUGAUGUGACGGCAGGUUAUAGACUCCAGAGGAAAAGAGAAGUAAAUUAUACACAAGUUCAAGCCUUGAUAACGAAUACGUUGGAGAAAGUGAUUUUUUUCUAUUUCCGCUUUUUUUCUCUUUUCCCGAGCAGUUUCUUGUUGAUGGAGCAGAGCUAUGAUAGUCCAAAUUGCUUUACGUCAAACAUCCGCACCAAAGCAUUGAGUGGUGAAAUCAGUUUGCGAUUCGCAGCAGCCUUAAUGAAGAUAUGAGACUUUCGAAGGAAAUAUUCGCUCUGAAAUUAAAUCAGAUUAAAUGGGUUGAUUUAAGUAGGCAAUGAAAAUAAGAGCUCCCGCACAUCGGCUCCUUUGCUUGGAUGAGUUCCAGAAGCUAACAGCCCAAAGUGAGAAAAGAACAGCUUCUGCUAUCACUUGUUUACGGCCCACUAAGUUAUCUGGUAUUUUUAAUAGAGCACCAUUCCCAAUCAUUAUCAUUUUAGGACGAUGGUGCAAACGCCAUAAAGGCGUUCUACAAACUGCUAAACAAGGAAAGGAGACCUGCAAUAUUGCUUGGACCUUCAAGUACAGAGGCCUUAGAGCCUGUGGCAGAGGCUGCGCCACUGUGGAACCUCAUUCAGGUUUGGUUUAAAAAUGUUGCCCCCUUGGGAGGAGUUCAGAACAAGAUCUUACCAGACGGAAAUAGUUGGCCGUGCCAAUUAUUUAUUUAGCAAACGUCCUUCGUCAACUGGACCUUGAACGACACCCGUAGAUAGCUGACUACACACAUCAGACUCUAGGACUCCUUUUACAGAGUGACAAAAACCAACUGUUACAUAAACAUAGAAGAAAGAGUACACAAAAAAAAAACAGACUCCUGACUGGAAUCAGACUCCAAGUCUGAGAUUUACUAUCUGCAAUCUGCAGAGUGCGACUUGUAAUUGUAUGAACAACAAAACACCUCUAUACUUUUAAUCGUCGCAGUCCAUUUAAAGUCGGACUACGUAAUUUAAGAAAGAUGUUAAAGCCGACUGGUUUCCUCUUUUAUGUAGGUUUCAUACGCGUCAGGCUCUCCAAAAUUUGAUUCAGGGAAAUAUCGCAACACUUAUCGAGGAGCUCCAUCGUCAACGUCAUACAGCAAGGCUAAGGUGGCCUUUAUCAAAUAUUUUGGCUGGAAAAGAGUGGCUAUACUCUAUCAGUAUGAUCCAGAAUUCUUUUCCCCGGUAAGUUCUUACAUUGUUCUUUUGAACAAAUAUCUCAGGGAAAAAAUAUGGGAGGGGAAGGUUAACUGCUGGCCAAGAAGCAACUUUCCGAGGUGAUAGUAAAGGCAUUUUCAACUAAUGAUUUGUAACAAUUUAUCAUUUACUUUGUCUUUUAUUUUUUUUAUUUUCUCCUUUCUUUUAUUUUUAUUUUUCCUUACUGAUACGUAAUGGGUAUCAUAUCGAAAGAGAUUUAGAGACUGAUACCUUUCCCGCUAAUUUGGUACACGUUAAACCCUCGGAGACAGCUCAAGAAUCAAUUUGCGACAUACCUAGAUAUGUAUGAAACAAAAGUCACCAUAGAAUGUUCACAGUCCUCUGUACGAGGGAAAUAAAAGAGAGUUCCAAAAUGUAAAAAGAAGUUUUCGAGAAACAAAAAAAGUCAGUCUUUAUUUUCUCUAUUUGUAUAUCUGCAGACGGUGGAUAAGCUCAAAAAUGAACUGAAGAAAAACAAUAUCAGCAUCAUUGCAGUGGAGGGAUUUGAACAGCUUGGCGACGUCAGUUUUCAAAUACGGAAACUCAAGGUGACUUAAGUACCCUGUUAAACACUUUUACAAAUCCCUAUAAAUAGGCACUUACAACUACAUAGCUAAAAUUGACUGAAAUUCAUUUUUUAAAACGCUCCAAACUAGGUAAUUUAGUACGUCAGAUUUAAUGGAACUUGACGCAAGCAAUAUUAGGAGUAGGGUUUAUAAUGCUACAGGGAUAACCACUGUGAGAUAUACGAGAGAAACCGAUGCCGCAAUCGGAACGGGGCACUCCAUCUUUGGCUUGCUCUGAGUCUACUCUUUCUUUCCAAAUCAGUCUCUAGAUGCAAGAAUCAUAAUAGGCGAGUUUGGCUCCGUCGGAGCCCAAAACGUCUUUUGUGAGGUAAGUGGAGUAAUCAUCUAAACGCCAGUUAGAGGCUACAAAACAAGUCCUGCUACAAAAGAAGUCGCGAUAGGAAUUACGAGAGUUUUCCUACGAUUUCAACUGAUCAUUUUCUCAUUAUUUAUUGAUCUCUAUUCAGAUCACUUCGAGGAGCCUUCAGUAAAAUACCUCUUAAAGUCUUGUUCUUUUGGCUUUUUUUUUUUUUUUUUUUUUUUUCCACAAAAGCCCCAGAGCUAACCUCACCUAAAGUUUAUAACUCUACCUGUGUUUGAUAUUUUUUUGCAGGCUUUUAAGCAAAAAAUGUAUGGUCCGAACUAUGCCUGGAUAACAUUUGGCGAUGUUGCACCAAGCCAAAUAUUUCGAUUGCCAGACAAAGAAAAGAUUCCUUGCACAGUUGACGAGCUGAGGCAAGCAGCUGAUCGUUACAUAUCGAUGGUCAAGCUAGAUAUUCGCCAAGAUGACAACGUAACGUUCUCUGGAAUGGUACGUUCUGGCAAUUGCUAAGUUGCUUUAGUUACAUUGUAUUCUCCGUUAACCAACCUGUAGAGAAGAAACUCUUUAAUUUAAAAAUCGCAAUGCGUCGGCACCUUUAUCCAAGUAGAUCUAAACGAAAACAGCAUGGACAGUUUUUCCCCUAGUCAUUAAUUAUUGGGAAACAAGCCUCUACGGCUACCAGUCCUAGUGCCAUGAUUAGUAACCUAAUUAAGAGCUGUAUAUCAUUUUUUUUAUCUAUCCGCAGACUGCGGAAGGUUUUUGGAGAGAAAUGCUCAAGUUGAAUAAGAACAAGUCUCUCAGAAAAGAAUCUGCGUACGCCUUUGACGUAGCAUGGAUAAUCGCGUUAACACUGAACGCUUCCCUCGCCAAUGGAUUGGAGUACGAGAACCUCCACACGCCAGAUUACAAAUAUCCUCUUGGGAUGAAACAACUUAUCAGGAAGAUAAGUUUUCAAGGACUUACUGUGAGUAAAAGUUUGGUCUUACCGAAUCAUUGAUGUCAGGCUAAAAUAAAAAAUGAUAACAGGGUAAUUUAGUGUUAUCGACUAAGUUGAAAUCGUAAACUGGACACCGUAAAGAGUUUAAAGGCUAACAUUUCGAGCGUUAGCUCUUCUUCAGAAUUAUUGGUGAAAUUGUGGGUUGUGUGUGGGUUUAUAUGCAAAAAAUGGAGCUACACUAUUGGUGGGAACAUGGUGACGAGAAAACAAGAUGAAAUUAGUUGAAUGAAAAGCGCUCGUUGAUGCCGUGGAAUUAGGAGUGCCGAUUUGGACGAUAAAUUUUUGUUCUAGAGUUUUGCGGAAAUAGGAAGACGACUAGGGGACCGAUUCCGAGAAAAACUUCUCGACGUAGAAAGAAAUGACAUGGAUGCAUUCAAAUCAGUCUCUAGACACUUUAAUCUCCCUAAUCACUCUAAACAGCAUAUGGUAGUUUGCGUUCUUUCCCCACACCUAGGCAGUUCGGAAAGCCGCAAAACUCAAGAACAAAAAUUUAUUUUUUGUUUUCUCGUCACCAUAUUCCCAGCAUAGCUCCAUUUUCUGCAUGUAAACCCACACAAAACCCACAAUUCCUCCAAUCGUUCUAACGAACGGCUAACGCUCGAAACUUCAGCCUUUAAACUCUUUACGGCGGUCAAUUUACGUUUUCAACUCAUUUGAUAACACUAAAUUACCCCGUUAUACUCUCCCACGGACGCAGCACCACAGUUUACCUAGGAACGUACCCCUUUAAAAAAAAAGAUUGUUGGUUGGAUGGUUUUCCCGUGAAAAAGUCAAAAAUUAAUCCUAGAAAGUGCAUAUACUUGGACAAUUCGCUGAGUUCAGAUGUCGUAGGAAAUGUUGUCUCUACCCCCAAUGAAUUAUGUUAAUUCCUUACGCGAAGUAUUUGGUUAGUCUCAACAUUUCAAUCAAUCAAUUUCUAAAGCACAGAGAGGAGCUUAUUGACAAGAAGAACAAAAUAGCUGUCAAUUUGUCCCGGCUCUAAUUAUGAUUUCAAACUCAUGGCUAUAUUUUCCUUUCGAUAGGGUCCAGUUCGCUUUGAAGAUAACAGAGAGCGAUUGGGAACAGUUCUUAUCAAACAGAACAGGAAAGGUACAUUUACCAACUCUUAAAGAGAAAAAAACAUGAAAGGUCCAGGUAAGGUAUUCAACGACCUUCCACAUGCAAUGGCUUGCAAAAGCACAAACUACUGAAACCUGAAACAGAAUACCGUUUGUAUAAAAGGUACGUCAAAGGAGUAUCUGCGCGAAAAGGGAACGUAAGAGAGCGGUGUCCUCGACUCUCUGGCUGAAACACCCUCUAAAAGAGUGUCCUCUUAAUAGCUUACUAAGAAGCCAUAGCGAUACCCAUCGGGAAGUAGUAAAGUCAGUAAAGCUGCUAGCCCUAUAUACGUAUGUAAUUAAGACGUUCAAAUGUCGCUCGCUUUACAUAGUCAAAUGAAUACCUUUCGUGGAUGGCAGGAAAUCCGCUUUCGACCUUUCAAACAUUCAAAAGAUAAUUCUUGGAGGGACGUAUCUCCCUUGAGGUGUUCACGACGAAGAUUAUUGUAGCCGCUUAAACCAUUGACUAACAAAAGUUCUAUGAAAUCGUUUUUACAAUGCUUUCUCUAUCGCUACUAAAAGUUUGGAAUUGGGUCUUUAUCUUUCAGGAAAUGAGACCAGAAUUGGUCAACAUUUUACGUUCUCAGAUCAACUCCACAUCUUCAAAGAUGAAAAAAAAGAAAUAUGGCCUGGUAAUUCAUUUUGCUAUAAUCUCAUAUAAUAUCAGGCUCUCAACUUUGCAACAGUAUUCUAAACGAGCUUCCUUGUCUCCUCUUACCAUCGUGUUUUCAUGAAAGCGAUACCAUUUAUAGCCAUACAACAUUAAUUAGAGAGAAAAGAAGUACAAAGCUACCUGAGAGAAUUGUGGCAUUGAAAAUGCAGGAUUUCUCAACCAUUUGGUCUGGAUUUGAGACGCAAAAUAUUUCAUGAUUCAUUUUGUAUUAACUUUAUCGCUUUGUUCGAUCUUUGAGAGUGCUGUGGUGAAGAUAUAUAUUUCAAAAAUUUCAGUGUUCUAAAUUAAGCCUGCUUCUCUUUUUCAGAUAAGAUACCAAAGGACGACACUGUCAGAAAUUUUGAGUUCAUGAUAAUCCCGCUACCUCUUAUAGUAAUCAUGUGGCUUAUGGCAGUGGUGGGAAUCAUCUGCUCAGCAGGGUUUUUAUAUUUCAACAUCAGCAACCGAAAGCAUAGGUAACAACAUCGUCCAAAAGUCAAUAAAACAUAAUAACAUCACUUAAUAUGUAAUAUCAAAUGGAAGGAAAUUUUAGGGUGUGUGUUGACCAAUAGAGGUUUCGCUCCAAACAGAUGAUUUAAAUCUAUAGCCGGCUUACUUAAAAAAAAAAAUGCUCCUCUCUAACCUAAGAAACACUUGGCUAAUUGCUUUGAAUUAGCUGAGGUGGGCUGAUGUACUAAAGAAAUCUUGACUGACAGACAGAAGUAAGAAAACGAAAAGAUUAGUGAAAGGCUGUAGUUAUCAUAACAGGUGGCGAAAACAUGAGCAAAUAAUUAGUUGAGUCGACAGUGUCAUUAUUUCAUUUCUAUCAAGAGAGCUGACAGGAGUCGAGGAAAGUUUCGGUAAUAACAUUUCAUCUUGUAUGAAGCUUAUGUCGCCAUUUCUCCAAAGGGUUUAUCGAGCAUGGGAACCAUGCCACUUGUUCGGAAGUUAUCAAAUCAAUGACGAUACUCGACUUUAUCAAAGUUUUUCAUAGUAAUCCUUUGCCCAAAUAACUGCCAUAGAAACGUGGCACCCCUUUCGAUACCUAGAAUAAAAAGACUAGGUAUUUUUAUUUUACUUAAAUAAGUUCGUUUGCUACGGAAAUAAAUUCUGAAUUGAAACAUUCUCCUAGCCCGAAAAGGUCGCCUUUUUUCGUCGUUUUUGAAAGUUCCCCCAUCAGGUCUCAUGCGAUAAUUUAUCUCAGUUUUCUUUACGAGCAUUAACGUCCUUGCAUAUCACCCACGAACGAUAAAUCGUUUGAGAAAGAAAACCUUAACUAAUUGGUUUUUCCCCCCUCACACCCCUUUCGUUUUUCUACUUUAUAAUGGCCAUCAAUAGAGCCAGUUGCAUCGCUGAAGACAACAACCUUGUGCUUUUCCAUGUGUUUUAUAUAGAGUUAUCAAGAUGUCGUCGCCGAAGCUCAAUAACAUAAUUAUCUUGGGAUGUAUACUUUGUUACGCCUCGGUUGUUCUUCUUGGAUUAGAUGCGAGGUUUCUUGAUAUUGGAGAAUACGGAUACAUUUGCAAUGUGAGCUAGCCUUUUACUGUAUUUCGUGGGAGUUAUUCCUGAAACAGCAUUACAUCAUUUCCGUUGUUGAUAUUCCAUUAAGGGUUUCCCAUACUGGAAAAAAGGAAACGACAUUUACAGGAAAAUCAACCAGUAAGCUCAAACUUAGGUCAUCAGAUGUAGGAACAUUAUUCUGUAAGAGUCAUACAUUAUACAGUAUACUUUACUACAAUUCCUAUCUGUGCAAGCUCAUUUUCUGCUGCAUGGUCAAUAGUUAUUGAAAAAUGUUUUAAAGAUUUAGCGGAUUGAUUAGCAAACCGUUGUUUACUAGGUAAUGCAUAGCUUUCAUUUCCACAUGACCCAAAAAAAAUAAAUGGGUAAGUCUAUCUCUUCAGUUCUUCGAACAGGCCAAAAUUGAUCCACUUUUCAUAAAUAAAUCAACAGGCGCGAACUACAGUACUGUCCUUUGGUUUUUCUUUAUCAUUUGGUGCCAUGUUCAGCAAGACUUGGCGGGUUCACAAGAUUUUUACAGCCGCUAAGACUCUCAAGAAAAUGGUGAGAUUAAUUGCGAUAAUUGUAAGUUGGAGACGCCUAAAAAAUAUACCCUAUUACACCAGUUGUUCGAAGAAUAAAUUAGUUUGACACGCGACUCAAAAAAUAGGCUACCAAUUUCUUUAACAAUAUAAGUACAAAAAUUGUGAUAACAGAUUGUGAACUCUUAUAAUCUGAAACAUAUUUUUUCUUUCACAGGCAAUAAGGGAUUUUCAUUUGCUUGUCAUUGUAGCAAGUUUAUUGUUGGUAGACUUAGUAUUCUUAUCCACAUGGGUAGCAAUUGAUCCUCUUAAAACCGAAAUAUUGCGCUUCGAAGAGUUGGUGAGUAACAACAAUACAGUUACAUCUCUGUCAACGCAACGAAUAAUGGUGUGUUUAUAUAUAAGUCAUCGACUAAACUUAAAAUAAAUUUUCCAUUUUUUUUUUCUCUUGUUCGUGCCCUACUUUGUUCCGCAAAGUUACAAGUCCGGAACCUUGGAAACUCCAAUUACCGUUAAUUUCCACCCAAUGUUUGAAGUAGAAAAUGUAAUAAAGAAGGUUCAGUGUAUCGAUAGGCCAACAAUCGCCUAAACAAGAUCGAGGUAGCAACUUGUUCAACUUCCAAACUCUGGCUGAAUUCCUUAAUCUCGUCACUUGCGAUCCUUUUUAUCGCCCUUUCGGUAGCCAUCCUUGUUUCUCAUUAAUGUAUCAUUGCUUCUCCCAUGUUUUUCAAUCUCGUCGAACAAAUACAUGACACUCUUCUUCGAGUUCAAAAAAUCGCCUAGUUUCUAAUUUAGAAACGUAACCUUGUCGUAAAACCAUGAAUAUCGUGAUCUAGAUAUCUUGUACCAAAAAAGAUUUGUUAUGUCUUUUUUGUGUUUUCUACUAACAGACACAAAAAGAACAAGAUGUUAUCAUUAUCCCUGCGUUAUUCCAGUGCACCUGUAGAUACAAGACAUAUUUUCUUGGGGUAUUGUUUGGCUACAAAGGAAUUCUCCUGCUGUUUGGGCUCUUCCUGGCUUGGGAAACACGUAAUGUUACCAUUCCUGCUCUAAACGACUCCCGAUACAUCGGAAUGUCGGUUUACAACGUGGUGGUGCUCUCCAUCAUUGGGGCUAUAGUGGCCAUUGCCUUGGAUGGAUCCAUGUACUAUAAAGCACCUUACGCCGUUUCGUCGCUGUGUCUCAUCGUGUGCACCACUGCGACACUCUUACUGGUUUUUGUACCAAAAGUAAGUUAUAAGAACUCUUUUCAUUCCAAAUAGUCAUGUGCACCUGUCACGAAAAGGGAGGAAAAUAACGAAAUUAACAUGAUAGCAAAUGGUGAAACUGUCCGAAUAAAUUUAAUAGUCACAAAGAGAACGUUCUUUAUCGCUGAGUGAUACUGCAAAUCUCUUCAUAUUUUGCCUUUAGAUGUAUCAAUUUCUAACAAAGGAUGAGUCGUUGACAACUCAGGCCUCGAGUAUGCAUAUCGGCCAAACUAGAAAAGGAGCUACCAGUAACAGCUUUAACUGUGGUACAAGCCCCGUCCUGAGGGAGCGUAACACCUCAUUUACUUGUAAAGGAACACAAACAGACUGUGAUGUCCCUGGAAGUGCAGGUACGUGGGACAAAUGUUAUUUUUUUGUGAACAUAAUUAUCUCGAUUCUUCUACUGUAGAUGGCAUAAGCAGUACAUCUUCCUAAUUUUUGCCUCGAAUACUAUUAGAUUAAACUGUUGCUACUACUUUUAGGAAAUAGAACCCUGCUCCUUUCACUAGUAGAAACCGAUGUAAAAUACGACGGACAAGACUAAAAUCUUGUAAGUAAAUUAUAUUCAAAUUUAACAACUAUGUCUCCCACCAGCCUUAGGUACCACAUAUACAAUCGGCCUCGAAUAGAGGCCACUUAAACAAUUAUCAAUUUGUGCUGAAUAUUCUUAGUCAGUUAAAUGUCUAAUUUUCUUUUAUGUAUCCUUCGUAAACACCUUAAGUCUUUCAUAUAUACGCUCAUUUAUUCCCUCGACACCAACAGCGCUGACUGUUGUUCUAACACAUCGCAUUGCUUCCUUGAUAGUACUGUUUUCCUUUAAUUAUCCUCAAAAACUAAUUGUUUUUUUGAUAACAGUGUACUGUCAUUUACGGACCGAAGGUACUUUUCAUGUUAUGUUCCAUAAGGUUUACCUUGAUCAAGUGGAAAAAAAGCAACCUGAGCGCUAUUCUGUCCAUUUCAAAUUUCAGCAGGAAUUCCUGGGGAUAACGGAGAAAACGCCCAAUCAAAACGGGCCUUCUAUUUAAAGGAUACGAUGAAAAGUUUUACGAUAACCCAAAUUGCCAAUCUUUUGGAGAGAAAAUGUCAUUCGACAUUUCUCUAUCGUUCCUUUAUUAUGAAUGAUUUUGGCAUGGAGUAGCUUCGGGUACUGCGUUUGAAAGGUUUGGGAGAGUAAUCAAAGCAACAAACAGUACAGUUGACGGUGUGAGAGCCAUUACUUUUCCUCAUUUCUUUACACCUAACCUAUUUAAUUUACUUUUCAAGUAAACCGAGUCAUGUUCCAGAGCAAAGGUUCCUCGUCAGAUGACAGACCUUAUGAAAUUCGGAUGGAAGACAUCGAACUUAAGGAAAGCAUGGUGGUAGCGUCCACUCAGACCCGUGAGCCAAGCAUCAAAAACUAUUACUCUGAAAUUUCAUAAAACUUAUAACCGUAACAAAUCGAGUGAUGUAGCAGUAAAAAGCAACCACUUAACUUGUUAUAUCAUUCUACUGUAGCCUUUGUCAAAGUGUCAAAAUAUUUCCCGUUUUACCCUAGGUUAAAAUUAGAGAUGCAAAUGAGAUAAAAACUAUUCGAAUCCAUACUGUACAUACGUCCAAAAGUGAGUCUUCGUCUAACUUAUUUUGACCCAAAACGGUUACUUUACCACAGCUGUGGUUAACGACUCACGUUUUGACGUGACUGUGUCGCAAUCUUCUAGGGGAAAGUGGUAUUUCUUUCAGAGGUCGUCGGUCAGAUAUUCGUUUAGAAGCAUUGCCUCGAUUUAGGAAGUAACGUCUCGUCAUUUCAACCACUUUGUCUGUAAACAGUAAUUUCUGUGCAAGUUUAUUUAACGAGUCUUUUCAUGACCUAAUUCCCAUCACCAUUCUCGAACCAUCUCCUCCUUUCCCUCGUUUCGAUAUUGUAACAAAAAAAUUCGGUCCUCGAAAAAGGAAUGAAAGGGGAGAGGGAUGUUUCGACAAAAGUUGACAAAAGUUGUAGUCCUCUCGGCGAAUUACACUUUACUCGAUGCGACUGUAAUUUUCUUGGCAAGACUGAAGUGUGAAUAAAGAGAAAAGCUCGUGAAGAAGCCCUCAUUAACCUGCCAGCGUCGGUCAGGGUAUUUGUCAAACCAAAUAAACUUGAAUCUUCUCCAACUAAAAUACUGAGCCUUCAUUAAGGUACUAUCAUAACCAGGGCAAAAGCAGAGACCCUCCAUCUGGAAAUUGUAAUCGUAAAAAAUCUAAUCUUCAGAGGCAA